GGGCCACAAACAGCGCAGUCUCGCGGCUGCCCAAGCGCGCGGCGGAGCGCUCAGGGCUGCCUUCGAUCGCAGCGCUGCCGAUCGAUUACGACUGCUGCAUCGAUUCGUACUUGCGGGAGCGCCAGUCGACGUGAUAGCCACCGGCGGCGCGUGUGCAGGUGCAGCAGACAUAACAAGUUAGAUAGCCACCGGCGCGCGCGCGUGGCAACUGGCGCGCUGCAAAAAGGGACCUCUGGAGCCAUGCGCGUCGUCCUGCUCGCCGCGGCGGCGGCCGCCCAGACGGCGCUGGACGACACGACGAUCCGCACGGCCGUGCGGCUCUGGCUCGGCAACGCGACGGCCCGCGCGGAGGCGGAGGGCACGUGGGGCCCCAUCGCCCAGUGGAACACCGGCGCCGUGCGCGACAUGAGCGAGCUCUUCUGCGGGUUAGAUGAGACCCCGACGCACCACUCGUUCUGCGACUCCUACAACGUCGGGGCGUCGGCCUUCAACGACGACAUCAGCGGGUGGGACACGGCCCAGGUCACGACGAUGCACUCCAUGUUCCUCUUCGCGACACAGUUCAACCAACCGCUCAAUAGCUGGGAUAUCUCAAAAGUCACGGACCUGACGUCGAUGUUCGAAGGCAAGGCCCACGAAAAAAACACAUACAACCAACCGCUGGACGCCUGGGACGUCGACCAGGUCGUUGCACUGGACUCCAUGUUCUACGCCUCGGCGUACAACUCCCCACUAAACUCCUGGCAGCUCGGCACUCCCUCAAUAAGUGAAAUGUUCAUGUACAGCGACUUCGACCAGGACAUCAGUGGCUGGGACGUCUCGCGCAUCUCGUCCUUCCUCAAGGUCUUCGCCUUCUCGGCCUUCAACCAGCCUUUGGAUUCUUGGGACGUGUCGAGCGCCACCACUCUAGAAUCCAUGUUCUGGGGCGCCUCGGCCUUCAACCAGUCGCUGGCGACCUGGGACGUGUCCCAAGUCGUGAACAUGCUCGGCACGUUCUCGCAGGCGUCCAGCUUCGACCAGAACAUCGACAGUUGGGAAACCACCAGAGUAACGUCCAUGUACCAGAUGUUCUGGGAGGCGGCGGCGUUCAAUCAGCCGCUGCGGAGCUGGUACGACGACACGAACAGCCGGGGCGUCCACGUCGUCGUGAACAUGAACUACCUGUUCUGGAAGGCCGCGGCCUUCAACCAGGACCUCGGCUGGUGUGUCAACGACGACGUGGACCUCGAGAGCGCCUUCUUCGGCACGAAGUGCGCGGCGGGCUGCAUCUUUGGCAGCGACUGCGCGUCGCUGUCCUGCGGCGUGGCCCGCGGCGCCGUCGGCACGUGCGCGCCGUCGUCGGCGCCGACACCCACGCCGUCGAAGAUCCCGACGCCCAAACCGACGACGUCGUACCCCACGCUGAGCCUGGCGCCGACCGGGUCCCCCCAACCGUCGACGGCGCGGCCGACGGGCCGCCCGACGUACACGCCGCGGCCGACGCCGCGGCCUUCACACGCUCCGACGAGCCUCGCGGACGCGGCGGAGGUCGCCGCCCGCCUCGCCCCGACGCCGGUGCCGAGGCCCGCGCCCCAGGUCGCCGCGAGCAGCAAGAACGCUGGAUGUGUAUUACGGCCGGGGCUUGUCCUCGUCGCAUUGCUAGGACUACAGUAACA
Molecule: messenger RNA, 1655 nt
Organism: Pelagomonas calceolata
Lineage: Eukaryota; Pelagophyceae; Pelagomonadales; Pelagomonadaceae
Source: the annotation of a GenBank genome assembly